UCCCGGGGGCACGGCGCACCGGUAUGAAGCGGUGCCGGUCGGACGAGCUGCAGCAGCCCGAAGAGGAUCCCGGAGCCGUGGGGGAACAGCCCGGCCCCGCCGCCAUGGAGGCCAAAUCCGGGGAGGCGGCGGCAGCCCCCGAGGUGGGCGCUGUCCCGCCGCCCCGCACCAAACCCCCCGACCUGAAGAAAAUCCAGCAGCUGUCCGAAGGCUCCAUGUUUGGCCACGGCUUGAAGCACCUUUUCCACAGCCGCCGGCGGUCCCGGGAGCGGGAGCAGCACCAGAACUCGCAGGACCCGGUACCUCCUCAUUCCCACGGCCUCUCCGACCACGAUUCCCCCGACGAGAAGGAGCGGUCCCCGGAGAUGCACCGCGUAUCUUACGCCGUGUCCCUUCACGACCUGCCGGCCCGGCCCACUGCCUUCAACCGGGUCCUGCAGCAGAUCCGCUCUCGCCCCUCCAUCAAACGCGGCACCAGCCUGCACAGCGCCGGCCGCAGAGCCAAGAGCGGCUCCUUGGAACCCCAAAAAGGGAGCCCCCACCUUCUCCGCAAAGCCCCCCAGGACAGCAGCCUGACUGCCAUCCUCCAGCAGCACCAGGGCCGGCCCAGAUCCUCCUCCACCACCGACACUGCCAUCCUCCUGGCUGAGGGUGGGGCUGUCUACCUGCUGACCGAGGACACGGAAUGCCUGGCUGACAAGCUGGACAAGGGGGAUGUGACCACCCUCAGCCUGCCCACCACCUCAGGGCACGGUGACCCCGAGGGCACCAUCUGCCUGGAUGUCCCCGAUGGCACCCCAGACCCCCAGAGGACAAAAGCUGCCAUUGAGCACCUGCACCAGAAAAUCCUCAAGAUCACGGAGCAGAUCAAGAUCGAGCAGGAGGCUCGGGAUGACAACGUGGCCGAGUACCUGAAGUUGGCCAACAACGCCGACAAGCAGCAAGCCUCCCGCAUCAAACAGGUCUUUGAGAAGAAGAACCAGAAGUCAGCUCAGACCAUCGCCCAGCUGCACAAAAAGCUGGAGCACUACCACAAAAAGCUGAAGGAGAUCGAGCAGAACGGGCCCUCCCGCCAGCCCAAGGAUGUCUUCAGGGACAUGCACCAAGGGCUCAAGGACGUGGGUGCCAAUGUCCGUUCCAGCAUCAGUGGGUUUGGUGGAGGGGUGGUGGAGGGUGUCAAGGGAGGGCUCUCGGGUCUGUCCCAAGCCACCCACACUGCCGUGGUCUCCAAGCCCCGGGAAUUCGCCAGCCUGAUCCGGAAUAAGUUCGGCAGCGCCGACAACAUCGCCCACCUGAAGGACACCUUGGAUGAUGGGCACCCAGAGGAGGCUUCCAGGGCUCUGAGUGGCAGUGCCACCCUGGUGUCCAGCCCCAAGUAUGGCAGUGAUGAUGAGUGCUCCAGUGCCACCUCGGGCUCUGCUGGUGGCAGCAACUCAGGGGCGGGACCCGGUGGCUUGGGGAGCCCCAAGUCCAACACGCUGGACAGCCACCACUAUAACUUUGACACCAUCCUGGAGGAGCUCCGGGAGAUCAAGGACAGCCAGUCCCACCUGGAGGACUCCAUGGAGGACUUGAAGGCCCAGCUGCAGAGGGAUUACACCUACAUGACGCAGUGCCUGCAAGAGGAGCGGUACAGAUACGAGCGCCUGGAGGAGCAGCUGAACGACCUCACUGAGCUGCACCAGAAUGAAAUGACCAACCUGAAGCAGGAGCUGGCCAGCAUGGAGGAGAAGGUGGCUUACCAGUCCUAUGAGAGGGCACGGGACAUCCAGGAGGCGGUGGAGUCCUGCCUGACACGGGUGACCAAGCUGGAGCUGCAACAGCAGCAGCAGCAGGUGGUGCAGCUGGAAGGGGUGGAAAAUGCCAACGCCCGGGCACUGCUGGGCAAGUUCAUCAAUGUCAUCCUAGCCCUGAUGGCCGUGCUGCUCGUCUUCGUCUCCACCAUUGCCAACUUCAUCACCCCCCUCAUGAAGACCCGCAUGCGCAUCCUCAGCACUGCCCUGCUCAUCCUCUUCCUCUUCCUCCUCUGGAAGCACUGGGACUCCAUCACCUACUUUCUGGAGCAUGUCCUGCUCUCCAGCUGAUCUGCAACCCCCAGGAGUUUUCCAUUUCCAACUGAUGAGAGGGCAGGGGGGAAGGGGGAGGCAGAGUGUCCAGAGCCUUCAGGUUGUUGCUCUCCCAGCUCCUCCAUCUGGCUGCAGCUGGUGGUGGCCUCUUGGAGGGUGGUGUGGCAGAGCUGGGUGUCUCUGGGAUGUUUGGGAAGGGCAGGAUAGGGAAUGAGGAGGAGGUUUUGGAAGAAACUGGUUAUUUAUGGAGCGCUGGGUUUUUCUAGGGGUCUAGGGCUUGUUUUUUCAUUGUCAUUCUGCUCUGAAAGUCUGGGGGAAGGAGGUUUUCUGAUGGUGGGAUGGAUUGAGCUGGACCUCCUGGUUCCAGGAGGCCUUGCUGUGGAGAGAGGAGAAGGGUUAUUUGGGGCUGGGUUUUCUCUUUCAUCCUUGAAGACUAAGACGGCAAAAAGCCGAAUCCUGGGAUAGAGUGAAAGCAAAGCAUGUGGUGAAGGAGAAAGUGAACCCAAGGCAAAUGCAACAGGACAUGCACAUCCCACCAGCCUCUCCCAACCCCACCAGGGACAGAGCAGGGCUGUGACAUUGUCACCUGGUCCUUACGAGGGCCGGGGAGGACACAGGGGACCUAAUGCUGGAGACAGCACCAGCACAGGUAAGACCCCCUCCUCAUUUAUUUAUUUCCCCCCUCCUUCAGCUUCAGUUGAUCUGAUCUCUUCAGGGACACGUGGACUUGCCAGCAUCACACCUCUGUUUUACAGCCUCUGCCCCGUGUUGUGUGUGUGUGUGUGUGCGGGUUUUAAUUUAAUUCAAGACUGUUUCCAUUUGUGAAUCAAAGCUGGUAGAGCAGGGGGAGGCAAGCAGCUGCCUUCCCAGCCUCCCCAGCCCUACACAAGA
Messenger RNA from Calypte anna (Anna's hummingbird), 2957 nucleotides. It is a transcript of the gene TMCC2, whose product is annotated as transmembrane and coiled-coil domain family 2. The record is from RefSeq and is a predicted model, not a curated record. Bases 24 to 2084 code for a protein of 686 amino acids. Lineage: Eukaryota; Metazoa; Chordata; Aves; Apodiformes; Trochilidae. Gene Ontology annotation, cellular component: endomembrane system. The transcript has 5 exons. Gene Ontology annotation, biological process: amyloid precursor protein metabolic process.